AGACUAAUGUUUAAUUUAAUCCAAUCAAUAUGGUUUAUUUCUAUGAUCUUUCUCAAUUCUAUAACAAAUCAAUUAAUCAAUAAAAUUCAUGUUACUAUGAUACAUGAAAAAAUGAUUUUUUCAAAUCAAUCAAUAAAUUAUAAUUAAUUAAAAUGAAUCAAUUUCUUCCAAUUAUAUUUGAUAAUGCCAUGGCAACAACAAUGAAUGAACAAGAAACUUUGAUUAUAAAGCCUCCAUUUCAAAUCUUCUAUUAUGGAUUACCUUUUACAUCUGUCGAAAUAUUGAUUAAUGGUAUCAUACGCCUGUCGAAUGAAUCCAAUUUAUCAGAAAAAGAUAGAAUAAUUAGAUCUUAUAAAGAAUUUAUGGUUGAUGAUGGAUGUAAUUGGAUGAAUAUGUAUCAGAUGGAAUUGAUUAAAGUUUUCAAUGGAAUACCAUUUGGGAGUACAAUAAAAACAAUAAACAAUGAUGAAUAUCUGGCAAUCCAAUGGUCUUAUUCCGGUGUACAUUCUAACAAUGAAAAAAAUAUUGAAGAUCAUGUUCAAGUGGUUUGUGUUUUAUAUGCCAACGGCAAUAUAUCAAUCUAUUAUAAAAAGAUUCCUAAUGCACUUGAAAACAAGGUAGACGGUUUAAUGCUUCGAGCUGGCAAAUUUACAGAAAUAAAUAACGAAGUAUAUUAUGAAGCUAAUGGGGAAUAUUUCACUGUUAUAAAGAUACCAUCAACUGUUGUAAAAUCUGGUACUUUGAUUGAAUACAGUCCACUUACAUUCUGUGAUGGAAUAGAUUAUGUUGAAAACAUUCCUGGAAACAUGAUGCAUUACAAGAACACCUCAAUUAACAUUAUGAGUGAUGUUGUUUGUCAAGAUAUUCAAAAUGCGAAGUGCCCAAUUAUUGGCUGUAAUGUAAAAGGUAUAGAAGUCUCCAACAAUGAAAGUACAUAUUCUACAGAGGUAAUAACAGAACAAACCAUAAACAAUCGAUUAUUACCAAAAACAUUUUCAUUAAUCAGUUAUGAACAGCAAUUAUUACAAUCUGGUCGAAAUGUUGAUGUUGAUUUGGUGAUGCGUCGUUUCACUAUCUCACUUUUAUUACCAUUUCUAUUGAUAGCUACAGUUUUAUGCAUUGCUUUUCCAUUAUUUUUAUAUAGAAGACGAGUACAUAGGAUGAUCAGUUAAAAUUACAAACGUCUAAGAAAUCAAACAUUCCUGGGAAUUUGGUUCUUUUUUUUUUAAUAAUUUUUUCUAAGAAUAAUCUCAAUUCAACAGACAAGGAUUGAGUACAGCUUUACUUUAAGUGUAAUCUUUUAUUAUCUAUAUAUACAUAUACAAUGGUGUAAUGUAAAAUCUCAUUGUGAAACGUUUAACAUUUGGUCUAAUCUAUUGUAAAGUUCAAUGAAUGUAUAUA
Molecule: messenger RNA, 1401 nt
Organism: Schistosoma margrebowiei
Lineage: Eukaryota; Metazoa; Platyhelminthes; Trematoda; Strigeidida; Schistosomatidae
Source: the annotation of a GenBank genome assembly